This is a messenger RNA of Sporothrix brasiliensis 5110, 3087 nucleotides long. Its product is annotated as cytokinesis regulator protein. Bases 1 to 3087 code for a protein of 1028 amino acids. NCBI's taxonomy places the organism in Eukaryota, Fungi, Ascomycota, Sordariomycetes, Ophiostomatales, Ophiostomataceae. The transcript has a single exon. Gene Ontology annotation, cellular component: SIN/MEN two-component GAP complex; mitotic spindle pole body. Gene Ontology annotation, molecular function: GTPase activator activity. Gene Ontology annotation, biological process: regulation of Ras protein signal transduction; mitotic spindle orientation checkpoint signaling. The record is from RefSeq and is a predicted model, not a curated record.
AUGGAACCAUUGCGCCUCAAGCCGAGGCAACCCGUUGAGCAUGUGGUGGAGAACUGGGACGACGAUGACUUUAUGAUCGAUGGCGACGACAUCACCUUUCGCAGCUCUACAAACACUGCUCCAUUGGCGCCUAACAGUCGCCGCGAGUCACAUUCAUCAUUCCGUUCCGACUUUGAAUCCAUUCACGCCGACGAAGAGCAGCAGGUUCUGCUCCCGGGCGACGACGAGAAGUCAACGUUAGACGCCAUUGCACUUGCCACCAAUGCUGGCAUUCCUCUCCCCACGAAUGUGCCGCCAUCGGCCCUCAUGGGCGGCACGAUCAAGAGGCUCGGAGGCCGGAAAAUAAAAAAAAUCUUCCAGGAGGACUGGGGUGACGAUCUGGAGUUACCAGAUGACCCGCAGCCCCUGCAUAUCAAGCCUCAAGACGGGUCACAGUUUCCCGACGUGUUGCGUCAAGUUAGCGGCAGCUCCACCCAAGCAAGCCCCGUCAAGUCGGCCAAGCCUUCACCAGCUCUUAUUCGUCCGGAGUCGGUAGCACCUGCGCCAAAGACGUCCAGUGCCGCGUCUAUAAACUUGGACCAGUUUCGGGAUUCGGAUGACGAGGACGACUUCUUUGGUGACGGUAUCGCCACUAUCAAAGUCCCGAAGACGCGUCAAGCACCCAAGCCAAUAUCCAUGAUUACACCCCCGACACCACAGAAGAGCGCUGGCCUCGAUGACGACUUUGAACAAGACCUGGAGCUGCCUUCUAAUGGAAAGUUGACCUUGUCAAAACGGAAGGACAUCCCCAAAACGCCGUCGAACGCGCUCGACGAUUUCGAGUGGGGCGAGGGAAGUCUGGGAACACGCUUCGGCGGAACCCGGCGCGACGGGCGCUCCAACCGCAGCUCUUCUGUUUCUGCUCUCAGUCCCAGUGUGUCAAGUUCGAUCACUGCUGAGAGCGAGGGUGAAGAUGACACAUUUGAUGGUCUUGUACUACCAACGGGCCCUGUCAACUUUGGAGAGAGACUGCAAAAGAGGCGAUCGAGCCGUUCGCCCCAGCGGUCGUCCAAGGCGGCUGAGGAGCUUCAACCACGGCAGCCAUCACAGACCUCGUCUCAGCCACCAGCUGCUUCUGCGGCUUCUGCGGCUUCUGCUCUGGGUAUCUACCAAGCAAAACCCCGCGAAGCGGACAAAGAGGACUUUUUGACUGGCCUUGAUCUUGGGGACGGCGAGGUUUUCGAUACCAACCGCAUGACCCUGCACCGUCAUGUCCGGCUCAAGGAGACGCGGCCAGCGAGCCCUUCACGGCCCAAGGCUGCUGUAUCCAUUACCUUCACCAAUAAGCCUACAACCGGGGCAUCGCGGUUGCCGCGGCCAAUGACCCACGAACGCACGCACACUGCUUCCUCUCUCGAGCCUGUCUCUGAGAGUGGCGGCCCCAUUAUCAGCCUUGCCCGGAGAUCCCAGUCCCGCCUCGGCCACUCGGCACAGUCGUCUGUGUCUAGUAUUCCCACCCCGUCUACCCCUUCCUCCGUUCAGUCUAUGCCACCUCCUUCCACACCCCGCCGGCGCGAGCUUGGUCAGAAGACGUCAACGACGUCUUUGCGAAACGAGCCCACGACUACCAAUGCCCAGCUCCUUCGCCUGAAGAGGUCACUGCCGGUCAUGAGGCAAAACCCUUCCCCUGCGCCAAGGCCCGUUACAUCACGCGGUGGUUAUGAACGUCCUCCGUCGCGGACCGACUUCGGUGGCCGUCCUCAGUCUGCCAUGCGCCCCAAGACGCCUACCGAUCGCAUGCGCCCGGCCGUAGAGAGCUCUGCUGCUCAAGCCAGGAGAAACCCGAUGCCGUUUCUUCCGGCUGGAGCGUCACAAUCUCAGUCACACCACGUCACGUCGAAAAGCUCGCGAACUUUCCGCCGCCAUGAUUCUGAUACUGCCGUGGAUCUGCGGCCAAGUUCCCGUACCGUGUCACGCUCUACGAUGCAGUCGCCGAGUCCGUCAAAGAGAAAUCGCUACGCGGAUAAGCUGACACAAGAUGGCUCUUGGCAGCAACUCAACAAGCCUCGCCGUCAGAGGCAAUUUGGUGACGGUCAUGAGCUUGACGCGUUUGAUGACUUACCUACGUCCUCAACGGCAGAAUCCCGCUUCCUGCGGCAACCGGCAUCUGCUAAUCCAAAGCUCCAGCUGCGCAACAAGAUGUACCAAAACAUUCUCCCAGAUCGCACCACAACACCUUCCCCCUUGACGGUGUACUCGCCAACAACCCGGAACGACAACUUGCCCCAUUUCGCCCGCGACACUGCUGCGAGUCGGAUUGCGCGAGAGACCUCUAUCGCGCAGCGCAUGCCAUCGGGAUCUGGCCCUCUUGCGCCCCUGACCACGCAGCGCGUCGCUCAGCUGUCCACCCGCAACAACUACAAUGCACCCAUCAUGCCACACCUUCCCCGUGAUACCAUCCGGUCGAAGAAGACGCCGCGCCGGGUCCCGCAGCUGAAGCCGCACCUUAUCUCCAACUUGAACGGCGCCAAGGAGUCCAAGACUGUCAACGGCAUGUUCUACAACCCUGUGACCAUGCGCUGGGAAGGCAAUGAGAAUGCUCUUUCUGAGUUUGACCCUCCCGCAUCGUCGCCUUCAACUGCGUCGAUACCUCCGUACCUGCUUCGCGAAAAGGAGAACGCGACGCCUCGGCCCGCGCUCAUCACUCCUAUUGGCGCCACAAAGGGUGUCCAAGUGGUUGGUGGCAUGGUGUUUGACCCCCAAAACAUGUGCUGGCUGAAGCUUGGGCCCCAGAACAACACCCAGAAAGAAGGUGACGAUUCUCUGGAUGGGUUUAACGGAAUCGACAGCGAUGAGGACGUUUUCAAAGACAUUCCGGACCUGGACGAUGUGGCCGACACCACCGAGGCAGGCACUGGCCGGGUCAGCGACGUUAAGGACGAUUGGCUGGUCGGCGAGGAAUUCGACGUGGGCCCGGAGUUUAUCCGCCGGCAACGCGAGGAAGAACAGCGGUGGAGAAAGAAGUGCGAGAGAUGGAUGGCCUUCGAAGACCGCAACCAAAGUUCUUGGCGUUGGCUCCUGCAGGAGAUGGUUACUCAUCCGAUGUAA